UGGCUGCGCUCGGGGUCGAAGCUUUGCCUUCUCUCUCUUCAGACUGGAGACUGCUGUUCCUGCUGCUCCUCUUGUACCCGUCACGAGGGUGCCAACGGAAGGGCGCGAGCUCCGGGAGAUCGGCACGAACUCAGUGUACAAAAUUUUCCUCAAACUUUAUCCCACAGGAAGGAAGAAAAGGAGUGAAUAUAGAAAAAAAAUAGAGAGAGAGUACAGACUUUUAGAAGGAUACAAACUCAUUUACCAUGAAGGUGAAGAUUAAGUGUUGGAAUGGUGUAGCCUCCUGGCUUUGGGUUGCCAAUGAUGAAAAUUGUGGUAUUUGUCGAAUGGCUUUUAAUGGCUGCUGCCCAGACUGUAAGGUACCUGGGGAUGACUGCCCUCUUGUGUGGGGACAGUGCUCACACUGUUUCCAUAUGCACUGCAUUCUGAAGUGGCUUAAUUCUCAGCAAGUACAGCAGCAUUGUCCCAUGUGUCGACAAGAAUGGAAGUUCAAGGAAUGACUGAUGCUUUCUGUGACGUCUAUCUUCAAACCUGUCAUGUGGUGAAGAACUCUGUAACCUUGGGCUUAUAGAUUCCCCUUCCCAUGCCACAAAAUGGGGUCAUUUUUUACACUCCUGUAGGUUUGGUCCUUUUAACAGGAACAUUGAGACCAUUCACAUCAUAGGAACGACAUGGGGAACAAAGUGGGCACACAGUCACCUUUUUUUCCUCUGUGUUUUAACCCUCUCUUCCAGCACAUAGAAGCUGGAGUAGGUUCACAGGAUUAGGCUUCUUUGAUUAUAAGAGGGUUGGAAAUAGGACUUGACUUGAUUUUGGUUUUUUCCAUUGACAGUGUUGAAACUUUCUUGAGAACUAAAAUUCAUUAAACUCUCUGAGCUUUGCUAAAGGCCUCUAGGGCACCCCAGUUCUUCACUUGAUAGGUUUAUACGCCUCUGAUGUAUCUUGAUAUGAAAAUACUCAUGAAUAAACAUUUCUGUGAAACAA
Molecule: messenger RNA, 984 nt
Organism: Dromiciops gliroides (monito del monte)
Lineage: Eukaryota; Metazoa; Chordata; Mammalia; Microbiotheria; Microbiotheriidae
Gene: ANAPC11
Product: anaphase promoting complex subunit 11
Exons: 4
Coding region: 246-500 (84 amino acids)
Biological process (GO): positive regulation of mitotic metaphase/anaphase transition; anaphase-promoting complex-dependent catabolic process; protein ubiquitination
Cellular component (GO): anaphase-promoting complex; nucleus
Molecular function (GO): zinc ion binding; cullin family protein binding; ubiquitin protein ligase activity
Source: RefSeq, a predicted model, not a curated record